Molecule: messenger RNA, 2789 nt
Organism: Laetiporus sulphureus 93-53
Lineage: Eukaryota; Fungi; Basidiomycota; Agaricomycetes; Polyporales; Laetiporaceae
Product: ARM repeat-containing protein
Exons: 12
Coding region: 87-2507 (806 amino acids)
Biological process (GO): endonucleolytic cleavage in 5'-ETS of tricistronic rRNA transcript (SSU-rRNA, 5.8S rRNA, LSU-rRNA); endonucleolytic cleavage to generate mature 5'-end of SSU-rRNA from (SSU-rRNA, 5.8S rRNA, LSU-rRNA); endonucleolytic cleavage in ITS1 to separate SSU-rRNA from 5.8S rRNA and LSU-rRNA from tricistronic rRNA transcript (SSU-rRNA, 5.8S rRNA, LSU-rRNA)
Cellular component (GO): 90S preribosome; preribosome, small subunit precursor; nucleolus
Molecular function (GO): RNA binding
Source: RefSeq, a predicted model, not a curated record
CGCAGAUUUGUCAAUUGCGCUCAACUGUCUCGAAUUUCUAGACAGGAUCAGCUUCCUCAAAAUCACUCUGCUGUAUCUAGCUCAAUAUGCCUAGAGAGAAUAGAAAGCGAGGCAGAAAGCACAAAAAGCCGAAGGAAGAACUGUCGCAGGCGGGUCAUCAGGAGGUCGUCGCGCAUGCCAGUGAAGCCGACUACGAACCACAAGCCGGGCCUUCUUGGAUAGUACCGGCUCCUGCCCAGUCUGAAGUCGAUCGAGACGCGCCGUUCGGGUACGUUGAUCCAGAAGUCAAGGCGUAUUUCCGCACUGUCGACGUGCAGAUCCGCGAAUGGCAGGAGCAGAGUGGCGCCAUGCAAGACAACGAUGAUGUCGAUCCCAAUGAAGACCGAACGCUUUUCUUUGUCUCUGCUCUUACGGAAAUGUCUGGCAAAGAGAAACAGCUUGCUACAGAUCCAGACUGUUCGACCAUGCUGGAGAGGAUGGCCUAUUCCAUGGACGAUUUCGUUCGGCGAGUUUUUAUGGACAGACUUAUGGGAUCGUUUGAGCAAUUGGUUACCCAUAGGUUUGCCUCGCAUGUAUGUCAAACUAUGUUUGCUGUUGCGAGCGACACGGUAUUAAGAGAGGCCAGGGGUAUCAUCGCUUCCGCAACGGAGUCUUCUGAUGUUGGGGAAUUGCGAACGUUGACACGCCUUGUGAUUGAUGCUUGCGAGGAAAUGCUUCCAUCACUACCAUCGCUGGUCGUGGACCCGUUCGCUUCUCACGUUAUUCGUGCUCUCCUUCUCCUCUUAGCACCUGACUGUUUCCCGAAAGUUGAUGGCGGUGCCGGUUCCGUACGAUCUAAGAAAAGCGCCUCCUACAAGGUUCGCCAAGGGCCUAUGAAGUCGGUGUUCUCUGAUAGGGAGACCGGCACUCUGGAUACUACAGCAAAACGCGCACCUCCAGAGUUUUACGAGGUCGCGAAAAAAUUUGUCCUCAAGCUUCGCAAGGACCUCGGUGACAACGAAGUGCGCGCAUUAGCUGCGGACAAAGUCGCCAGCCCCGUGCUUCAGAUGCUGCUUGAAGUAGAAGCAGGCUCUGACAUGGCAGAUACUCCAGGUUCCAUGAUGGACCGAGCGCUGGCAGGGCUCAUCACGCUUUCCCAUCAGGAUGAUUCGGUCGAGCCUGAAGCGUCCGAUUACUUGAUGACCCUGCUUCGAGACCCCACUGCUUCGCAUCUGCUGGAAACGCUCGUGCACCGGUCGCCUGCCAAGGUAUUCAAGGUUCUGUGGGCAACCUAUUUCCGAGGCAAAUUGCCGAAGCUUGCCGUGCAUCCUGUUGCCAAUUUCGUCGUCGCGAAGGCUCUCGAGCGCGUAGAUGCAAGCGAAUUAGAGGAGGCAUGCCAGGAGUUGGACAGCGUCCUCGGAAAGAUCAUCAAGUCCUCUCGAACUGGCGUAUUGCGUGCUCUAGUGGACAGAGCUGCGGCUCUACAUGCACAUGAGGGGCGAAUCGUCCAAGCAGUUUGCGCCGCAUUCGAGCUCACUAGUUCAGAAGAGAGGGAAUUGGCUGUUCCCUGCAUACUACGAACAUUAGCGCUCAAUGACUACAAGGCCGCAAUGUCUACACAAGCUGAGUCCUCGUACACACCCGAAGGCACAACCUCGAACAGACGAGCUGGAGUCAAAGCCGGGGACAAUCCACUGGAGCCCAAGCUGCAGGGUUCACUGCUUCUGCAGUCCAUGCUGCGUCUACCGUCGCCCUACAACGAGUAUGUACUUGAUAGCGUUUUAUCCCUCAGCAUAGACGAGUUGAUCGCGAUGGCCCACAGCACGACGAGUUCGCGUGUGCUGGACGUUCUGCUUGAGUCGCCCACAGUAUCCACCAAGGCAAAGCGGAAGUUCGUGCUCGCAUUUAUUGGACACUUCCACACGCUCGUGGAUGAUCGGAUCGGUAGCAGGGUUGGCGAGCGGUGUUGGGCGUAUGCUGACCCAUAUUUGAAGGGAAAGAUCGCUCGUUCAGUGAUACCUCAUGAGUACUUUCUCGCCGGCUCAAUGUAUGGCAAAUUCUUCACUCGCAACCUCAACUUGCACCUUCUCCAGCGCAAACCCGAUCAAUGGAGAGACCAACAAUCCGUGUCGAAAGCUGCGUCUUCUGAUUCCGUUCGGUCGAACCUAGCCCAGCUGUCUGCGGUUACCGCUACUGCAGCUGUAGAGGUCACGCCUGCAGACGAGGCAGGCGCAAGCGCAGACAAGCCAAAGAAACGGAAGCAUAAAACAGAGCCUGAGGACGAAAUCGACGCUCUCUUUAAUGCUAGGCUUAGCAAUAAGAUCAGGAAGGGCGGUCUAGGUGCAGGAAAAGACGCUGAACAGCAGAAACCGAACUUCGCAAACGACCUCGAGGAUGAGCAGAGUGGCGAGACAAGAAAGCAGGAUAUCUCGACAGCGGAGGACAAGGACCUGAAGGACGUGUUGGGUGCUAUACGAGCAGCGCCGAAGGACAAUAGCAACCAUCGGAAGAAAGUGAAGAAGCGAUGAAAGUGAUUCAUUGGAGUGGCAGCGUCGCGAAAUACCUACAAUAUUAUAAGUACCCUGUCAUUGCGAUGUCUCCAUCAACAUCAGGGUGCGCUCUCCUCGUGCAGUGGAGUUGACCAAGUUUCCUCGUAUGUCUGGGCCAAUUUUUGGGUGCGGAUUCAUGCGCACGGUAUCUAGCAAUGCAUCCUUUUGGUCUAGUGUUAAGCCAGAUGCAUACUGUUGCGGCAGCUGAAAGCAGUCAGACAAUAUCGUAACAAUAUUUCAAACGUAUAAUAGUAUAUCUCG